GUAGAGGGACAACUGGCAAAUCGGAAGUUACUGUUGAAGCUAAGGCAGCCAUAACUGCUAAGGGCAAAGGGAGUUUCCUGGCCUCCCGUCUCCAGUGUGACGUAGUUCUCCCUUCGCCCAAUCUCACCGUUGCCCCGGGCAACAGUCGAGCGGUCUGGGGAAGAGAGGAGUCUGUAAGUAGGCCCGAAAAGGACCAAAGGUGACCGGACAUCCCAGGAAGAAAAAAAACUUAGCUGUAUCCAACAAUUCAGAUAUGGCGGAAGUGAAGUCAAUGUUCCGGGAAGUUCUUCCAAAACAAGGGCAGUUGUCUGUGGAAGAUAUAACCACAAUGGUGCUGUGUAAACCCAAACUUUUACCCUUAAAAUCUUUGACUCUGGAAAAACUGGAGAAAAUGCAGCAAGCAGCCCAGGAUACGAUUCGCCAACAAGAAAUGGCAGAAAAGGAACAACAGCAAAUAACUCACUGAAUGAUAACUUAGCACUUCUCCAGAAUGCCCUGUAUUAAUUACAGAUAGAAAAUAAUUUGCAUCUGUAUGCUGAAAAGUGUGUGUUACUAAAACUGAUAGUGCUGGUAAAUAGUAUGAAAAUACCCAAGACUAAUGCAACUUGUAUUGUGAUUUUAGACACUCUGGUUUGUAUUGAACAUAAACAAUUAAAAAGCUUUGAACCCAAAUUUUAAGAGUUUUUUAUUCUACCCAAGUUUUUAGAACUGUAAAUUAUUGUUCACCAUUCCUGUUACUAUCAGUCUUACGGGUAAAAUUCUUAGGCACACGUGACUAAAUGAAACUCUUAUAUUCAGAAAAUCUUUACAUUUAUUAAAAAUUGAAUUUGAUCAUACAUUCUAAUCUUAUACAAAGCGUUUUGGGCUUUUACAUUACCUAAUUUUAAAACUCUUUUACAAAUCUUGUUUCAUGUUUAAGGCUAUUUUGCCUGACCAACUGAUCCUACCAGUAAUGACAAAACUGUAUUUCCUAAAUAAAUUGGAAACCCUCACUGAGCUUUUUGUUUUCAUAAAGCUUUUUUAUGUUUAUUUACUUA
Hyaena hyaena (striped hyena) is the source of this 1037-nucleotide messenger RNA. It is a transcript of the gene BBIP1, whose product is annotated as BBSome interacting protein 1. Lineage: Eukaryota; Metazoa; Chordata; Mammalia; Carnivora; Hyaenidae. The record is from RefSeq and is a predicted model, not a curated record. Gene Ontology annotation, cellular component: BBSome. The transcript has 4 exons. Gene Ontology annotation, biological process: receptor localization to non-motile cilium; cilium assembly. The coding region runs from base 254 to 466 and encodes 70 amino acids.